UUUCCGUGAUUACGCAUGCCGGAGAUGACCGAGAAACUUCGAUUGAGGAAGUUCAGGAAGAGACUGUCUGCACCUCUUAUGUAUCGCUAUUUUGUCGUGAUUUUUCGACAUUUCGGCAUCUGUGGCUAUCAUCCGAUGAACGCAACAUUUUCGGAUAUGUUCGGAUAGCGUAAACAGUGCAGGUUUAAUAUCUAAAUAUAUUUGCAUCCUUCAGUGUACAUUCAAGUUUAAAAAAAUCAAAGUCUUAUCAAUCAGUGCAUGAGUACUGAUAACAAUUACUCAUUGCAUACAGUCGCAUGCAGGAUAGUGAAGUGUUACUUUCUAGAUUCAUUUUACCGGAUUCCAAUUUCUAGAAGUGUUUAGAAUGUCUUUGGCACGUGUAAGGACCAUCGUGUCCACGAACUGGCUAAAGGAACAGAUCUCCACGAGGACAAAACCGUCACGACAAUUACGUAUUCUGGAUACGGCCUUUUCAUUUGACAGAGAUGUGGACUCGUACAAGGAUGGUUAUCAAAGAGGCCAUAUACCACAGUCCCUGCAUUUCAACAUCUUCCAAUGCACGCAGAGCACGCCUGAAAUCUCGGUCAAUCUGCCUGAUCUCAACUGUUUCACGGAGUAUGUCCGGGAUCUCGGGAUUUGGCCGGACACACACGUCGUGACGUAUCAUCAUGACCUCCCGCUCUCUGCCUUCAGAACGUGGUGGAUGUUCAGGCUAUUUGGUCAUCGGAAUAUUUCGGUUCUUGAUGGUGGUAUAACAAAAUGGCAGAAAGACGGCUACGAAAUAACGACAGACGAGCCUAUAAUUGAGCGGUCAGAUUUUGUUGCAAAAAUGGACAAGAGUCUAUUACGUAAUUAUGAGGAUGUCAUCAGAAAUUACAAAACAAAAGAGGAACAAAUUGUGGAGGCUAGAGUUAAAGAUCACCCAACAAGAAUUGACGAGGAAACGGGGGGUACCCUGAAAGGUGCUCAAACCGUUGGCUAUGAUGAUUUGUUUGCUGAAGAUGGAACAAUGAAGUCGGAAGCUGAACUAAAGAAUAUGUUCGACGCUGCUGGUGUUGAUGUAGCUAAGCCCAUGUUUGUGACAUGUCUGCGUGGCAUGACAGCGUGUGGAACGGCGGCAGCAGCUCGGAUACUCGGGAAGGACGACGUACCCAUAUACUACGGUUCGUGGAACGAAUUCCGAGUGAGAGCACCAGACAAACUGAAGGUAAUGGCGAAGAAAACAUAAGUGCUUACGAAUGUUUCAAUACGAAAAAUAUGCGUACUAUAAGAGAACUGGUACAUAUAUAGUGCCAUUUGAUGGAAUAGUUAGUAGUGCUAUUGUAGACGUGAAUUUUUAGUGAUUCCAAGGAUAUCGUGUUCACGUAUUGACUUUAUUUGUGUAUAUAUCGUUUCUCAUUGAGCGUUUUACAUACUGGAAGUUUAGUACUUUUUAAGAGAGAACACGAUAACGAUUCUUUCCCAAAAUAGCCAACAAUUCGUUCUGUUUAUAAAUAUUGUUGCAUGUGUAAACACGGAAAUAAAGCAAUGACGUCACUAUU
Messenger RNA from Mya arenaria, 1541 nucleotides. RefSeq names its product thiosulfate sulfurtransferase-like. Lineage: Eukaryota; Metazoa; Mollusca; Bivalvia; Myida; Myidae. The coding region runs from base 365 to 1228 and encodes 287 amino acids. The record is from RefSeq and is a predicted model, not a curated record. Gene Ontology annotation, cellular component: mitochondrion. Gene Ontology annotation, molecular function: thiosulfate-cyanide sulfurtransferase activity. The transcript has 8 exons. Gene Ontology annotation, biological process: transsulfuration.